AUGACAUCUAGUCUUCACAUAUCGACCAGCUGGAAUUCUAACGAAGAUGACUUUGGCGAGUUCAACGACUGGAAUACAACGAUCUGGACAGGUGGGAACCUGAACAAUCUCGGCAACGCACAUUCACAUGAACACAGCAGUCAGACAGGCGAGAACCUGGAUCUUUUCGAGAACGCAUGCUUAGAUCCAUUCAACAGGCAGAUAGGGCAUGAAGCAUGGAUCACGCCAGCAGCGAUUGGCUAUUUGCCGAUAUUUGCAGCCCAGCCGACUGACGAUCACCUUGAUGAUUUCAGCAACCUUGAACCCUUCAGUGAAGGCAUUACGCAGAGCGAUGAUACAACAUUACCUACACCCUCGACGGUGAGAAGGCGCAAACGAAGGAAAAAAGCGAAGCCAGAUCUUGAGAGGCCAAGGACACUCAGACCACUUAGACCAUGCAUAAGCCCACAGCAACGGCAGCAAGCACACUCCGUCAGCUCAGGCACUGCCUUCGAAUACAUCGUGGCCAAUGAUCUUGCCAACGCCACCAACUUCGACGCCGCCCUGACCCGCGGCCUCUGCACCGGCGGACUCACCGCUGGCUUCAACGCCGGCCCUGCGCGGCUCGCUAUCGACGGUCACAUCGCAGCGCUCACUCAGCUCCUCACGCGCAAUAGCCUCGCUCGCCACCUCGAGCAUAAUGGUGCACUGAAACGUAAUCUCACCGCCGCCGGCGUACUCUGGGUCAUCCGCACUGGCUGGCCUGGCUUCGAGGCGUACUGGAAUUUAUGCGGCGCGCUCCAGGGAUUCUUGGCAGUGCAGUUGUUCCGCUGUUGGCCUUGUGAGAAGACUUACCGCAAUCUUCCACCAAUGUUCCGGCCGACGAAAAAGCAGUUACUGGUACCGCAUAUUGUGAACAUUGACUGGUGUUGUUGGCCAGAGUUUAGAGACUUGUUGAUUGACGUGCAGACCGAUAUUGAUCAUGGUCAGGAGUUAGCGUUCCUGACGAGCAAUGUCGUGGUCUGUCCUCGACGCAAAUUUGGUGUUGAUGGGGCUGGGGAAUACAACAAUGCUAUAAUGCCAGCGAACAGCCCUGCGGAUACGGCAUUUCGACUUCUAGAUCUAGUCAGUCUCGACCGCGCCAACGGCAUAGACCUCUCCGCCGACUGGCGACUCGAGCAAAAAGCCCAGCUCAGGUCGCCGAGCGUGCAAUCGCUAGUAAGGGCAUACGGGCUGCGGCACGACCAGGUAGAUCUUAGGAUCGAUGAUGCCUUCUUUGAGAGGUAUCCAUACCUGUAUGCCGGUUCGGCGGCUUGUCCGUACAAAGUGACCGACAUCCCGGGCUUGAGGCAGGAUGAUUUGGGACAGCCUGUGGCGCUGACGCAGGAGGCGGUGAUGGUAUUGAAGAGGACGCUGGAAGAAAUUGUUAGGGAGGACGCCUUGCGGAGGAGGGAUGAAGCCAAGAAUUAG
Molecule: messenger RNA, 1449 nt
Organism: Cyphellophora attinorum
Lineage: Eukaryota; Fungi; Ascomycota; Eurotiomycetes; Chaetothyriales; Cyphellophoraceae
Exons: 2
Coding region: 1-1449 (482 amino acids)
Source: RefSeq, a predicted model, not a curated record